GAACACUCUUCAUCCUCUUCAUCUAAUCAUAACCUCCCCAAAACAUUCUCAUCAUCAUAAAUACCAAAAAUCUCACCUUUUCACCCUUUCAGUAUCAAAUUGUGAAGCGACCGACCAAACCAAGCGAAAAAAGGCCUAACCAGAUUUGAAAUUUACGAUGGAAAUGUUAAAUCAGAAACAGAAGAAUUUGCUAACCGAGCUGUUUCAUGGACUAAAGGCGGCAAAGCAGCUUCAAGCUCAGCUCGGAGCAGUUCCUUCGGCGCCACCUUCGUUGUCGUCUUCUUCUUCUUCAUGUCUCACAACGGAGAUGAAGGAGACUCUCUUACAUGAGAUUGUUUCUUCCUACGAGAAAGCUAUUUUGAUGGUUAAUGGAUCCAUACAAGACAAUCCAACGACGGAGCCGGUGGAGCUUGCGGCAAAUUUAGUAGCUACUUCCGGUAAAGUACUAGAAUCUCCGACGUCUAUUUCCGGAAGUCCGAGAAGCCAAGAGUUUCUUGAUGGGGAAUCGAAAGAUUACUACUUAAGUUAUAAAAAGAGGAAGAUGUUGCCAAAGUGGACAGAGCAAGUUAGAAUUAGCCCAGAGAGAGGCUUAGAAGGACCUCAUGAUGAUGUCUUUAGUUGGAGAAAAUAUGGCCGAAAAGACAUUUUGGGCGCUAAAUAUCCAAGGAGUUAUUACAGAUGCACAUUUCGCAACACACAGAAUUGUUGGGCGACCAAACAAGUCCAAAGAUCGGACGGUGAUCCGACGAUCUUCGAAGUGACGUACAAAGGAACACACACUUGCUCACAGAGGAUCCCGCCUCCGGAGAAGCGAGAAAAUAAGCCCAACCCCACAGUCAAAAAUUACCAUAAUGAUCUUCUCGACAAUCUCAGAACCAAUCUUACUGUCCGUACCAACGGGAUCGAAGGCGACGGCUUCUCAUUCCCCGUUACGCCGCCGUUUUACUCUUACGACUCCAUCAACGGAGAUCCCGGCAACGGCGGUGGAACGUUUUCCCACGUGGGAAAUUCUGGACCGUCGGAUUUUACGGGAUUGAUCUCCACAAAUACCUCCACAGGAAGCUCUCCCGUUUUCGAUGUGGAUUUUCAGUUCGAUCCAACGGCCGAGAUUAACACAUGUUUCCACACGUUUUUCCACGAUUCGAUUUAAGUAAGUUGGUGAUUUGAAGCUCGAUUCUUAGUGAGUAUCAAGUUUGAUUUAACUAAAGAAUAACUCCGGCAACC
Molecule: messenger RNA, 1224 nt
Organism: Eutrema salsugineum
Lineage: Eukaryota; Viridiplantae; Streptophyta; Magnoliopsida; Brassicales; Brassicaceae
Product: probable WRKY transcription factor 41
Exons: 3
Coding region: 158-1150 (330 amino acids)
Biological process (GO): regulation of DNA-templated transcription
Cellular component (GO): nucleus
Molecular function (GO): DNA-binding transcription factor activity; transcription cis-regulatory region binding
Source: RefSeq, a predicted model, not a curated record